Pimephales promelas (fathead minnow) is the source of this 2468-nucleotide messenger RNA. The record is from RefSeq and is a predicted model, not a curated record. Lineage: Eukaryota; Metazoa; Chordata; Actinopteri; Cypriniformes; Leuciscidae.
AUGUCUCCAACAAGCUCCUCUUCCGACGAAGAAUUUACUUCGGAUGCAACUUCUCAAUCCAUUCGUCCCACGGUCAUCCCUUCUACGCCGGUCGGUGCACCUGAGCCCCCGGCAUCUCCUCGCGGCCGCACACCGGCCCGAUCAGCCCGGCGCUCAACAAGACGCCAUGACCAGUCUUCGCCGCCUCCGGCAAGACUUCCAUCUUCUUCCCCAGCUUCCUCCUACCGCUCAGCCGUCCCGACGAUCCCACCCAUCGGGAAAUGGACCGUGGCUGGUUUGAGGCAAGCGCUGGGCAACUCCGAUCUACAAGUUCCAAGGAAAAUGAAUAAAGCGGAGCUGUAUGAUUUAUACGUCUCGUUAAAUCCAACUCCUAAAACAACCCACAGGCAGAGCAAAGUCCGCAGGGCUCAAAAUUCGCCUGCCCAGUCACCACCCUCGUCUCUUCGCACAGGACGCAGCUCGCUUCGCCCUUCGAGCCGCCGCAGCAACAGGCCCUCAGCGAGCCAGGGCCGCUCUUCAGGUUUCGUCACAACAGCUCCACUAUCACCUUUUGAUGAGGCCCAGCCCUCCACCUCUGCUUCCGCCGCCGCAAUGCCACAUACAGCCGGGGCCAGCGGCCUCCCCACAGCCGCUCAAUUCUACUCUCCCGCUGUACAUAACCCUUUUCCUUUCCAGUGGCCUCCAGCUCCAGCUGCAUACACUAGCGCGAAGCUAUCGCCGCUAGCAUCACAGACCCAACAAUGUCAACAACAGGUCUACCCAACAGGUUACAACCCCGCCCACUUCCAGUGGCCUGCAGCUCCAGUAGCUCAAGCAAGCGCAGGCCCGCCUCCGCUUGCAGCACAACCUCACACCGCUUUCUAUCAUCCCUCAUAUCCUCCAACUAACUUUCCUUCUAAUUUUACAACAGGUCAUCCAAUCGCGAGGGCACAGCCGUCAAUCGCAGCCCCGGAUAAUACCCUUCCCAGUUCCAUUAUACAAACUAAAUCACCAUAUUCUCUUUUCACAGCCACUCCGAUGCCUGUUCCGCUCAAUGCAGUUGCCAUGGAACCCCCACCGGUUUCUCAAUCCAUCCGCGCUCAGAUCCUCUCAGAAAUUCAGGACGCUGGCUCCAGAGGCGGAUCAAUUCCCAACUCCAGUUCCUCGCUAUUCAGAGCUAAUAUUCCCGUAACCCACCCGUUAAAACCACUGCUCGAAGCAUCACUUGACGGUAUCCUCCAAGCAGUAUCUCCCAGGACCCUUCAAUCCUACGUCACUGCUUGGAGAUGUUUUAAAACAUUUCAUGUCUCUUAUAACUUAUCUUUCCCUGAUUUUUCUCUUCUUUCAAUCACCUCUUUUAUCUCCUACCUUAAUAGCAUUAAAGGCCUACAAGUCGGGUCCAUUAAAGGUUAUUUGAGCGGCAUCCAGUUUUUCCAUAAACUGAUGUAUGGCGGUCCUUCCGUGGAGAUAAACAAUUCACAAACCUCUCUCCUGAUUAAAGGGAUUCAACGAUCCCAGCCCACCCGCCCCGACGCCAGACAACCCAUAACGCUGGACAUUCUCACCAAAUGUAUUCAGGUUCUCCGUUCAGGUUACCAGCCCCUUAGUUCCGCUCGCACACUCGAUGCCAUGUUUAUCCUAGCCUUUUUUGGUUUUCUCAGAUGUUCAGAAAUCGCCAUCACUUCUAAAUUCGACCCAAAAAUCCACCCCACCAUCUCAGACUUAUCAGUAAUUGAUGGCGAAACCAUUUCAUACUUGAUUAAACAAAGUAAGACUGACCAAACCAAAAAAGGCCAUUUCAUUUACAUUUUCAACCUCGCUUCGCAAAUCCAACCAUACCAGUCAAUUCUGGCAUAUCUGCAAUGGAGAAGUCCUCAGGCUAAAUCUCCUUUGGAACCCCUGUUUUUAGACGAAUCCAAAAAACCCGUGACACGUUUUUGGUUCCAGAAACACCUUAAAUCUGUUCUCCAACAGUCAGGCAUUCCAGCAAAGAAUUUUUCUAGCCACUCAUUUCGCAUCGGGGCAGCAACUUCAGCAGCCCAAAAAGGACUCUCCCAACAGCAGAUCCAAGCCCUUGGGAGAUGGUCCUCUGAUGCUUUCCAAAGUUACAUCAGGACCAAUCGGUUCCACAUUAAAAAAGCCCACCAAACCCUCAUCGGGUAAGGAGAAAAGCAUUGGUCUCACAACGAACGGAGCGAGAGCUUUCCCAGUAGAGCACUUACGUUUUCUCUUCCAUCCAGCGAGCAUCUGGCCUCACAGCGGAUGCAGUUUGAGAAAAUCUCCUGGGCAAACACUCAUUUUUCCUUUCUUCAGUUUCCUCUUUUCGUCCAGCGAGCAUUGGUCUCACAGCGGACGGAGUGAGAGCUUUCCCAGUAGAGUACUUACAUUUUCUCUUCCAUCCAGCGAGCAUCUGGCCUCACAGCGGAUGCAGUGUGAGAAAAUCUCCUGGGCAAGCACUCAUUCUUCCCUCUUUUCAGUUUCCUCUUUCC